This is a messenger RNA of Mizuhopecten yessoensis (Yesso scallop), 4700 nucleotides long. RefSeq names its product delta and Notch-like epidermal growth factor-related receptor. The transcript is spliced from 11 exons. Lineage: Eukaryota; Metazoa; Mollusca; Bivalvia; Pectinida; Pectinidae. Gene Ontology annotation, molecular function: calcium ion binding. Gene Ontology annotation, cellular component: plasma membrane; protein-containing complex. The record is from RefSeq and is a predicted model, not a curated record. The coding region runs from base 738 to 2315 and encodes 525 amino acids. Gene Ontology annotation, biological process: heterophilic cell-cell adhesion; establishment or maintenance of epithelial cell apical/basal polarity.
GAAUAUACUCGAUCUAUUACAAUUGCCCUAGGGUAUAUACUAACUCAUUGUGUCCAUCAGACAUAUUCCAUCUGUUAAUUUUGCCACAGAAGUGUAUCUCGUACAGACUAAUUUUGUCCAUCAGACACUCUCGAUCUUUUAACAUUGGUGGGUAAUGCCAAAGACUGUAGCCCAUUUGUCUAUUUCCAAUAGGACCGGACUUUCCUAGAGUACACAAUAUAUUAAACAACGCGUAUGAGAUUCAGCGUUGGAAUAUAUAUGUAACUGAACUCAAUCCUUGAUUCAUCCUUCAAUGUCUGGGUAUGUCACGUCCGGUGUAUAAUUAAGGCCGGAUAUGUGAGAUGGGCUCCUGUCCCGUAUCAGGAUAGACAAACUCUCUCUCUACGGUGGAGGGGUACAAUUAGUAUCGAAUGCGGGAGCAGUAUAAAUAUUCAUUCCACGGUUACAUAUCUUUGACUGGAGGUGUAUAAAGCAGUACUGUGAAGAUAUAAGCGAACAUUGGAGUAAGCAUCCUUCCUGUUAACGCAAUAUUCAUAUUAUUGAUGCAAUUAUACAAUUACCCUACAGCGCAAUAUUGACGAAAAGGAAGAUAUAUUCAAUUAGAAAGCUUAUUUGACGAUUCCAAGAUUCAAACGUACAAAUUAUAGCCUUAAUGUGUGUAUCCCUGCCUCAUUGAUUCUACUUCUACCGCGUGUGGGUGGAUUCCCGUGAAUGAACAGCAUUCGUGUGGAACAACAAUGAAGGUCCAAGACGUCCUGACGUUCUCGGUGUUAUGUACAUUUGUUUUGUGUUUUCUGACAAGUGGAACAGUGGACGGAGCUGUAUCUGAUCUGUGUUCAGUUCCCUUGGGAUGUGCGACCUGGGGAAAGCUCCCCGGCACCAGUCUGGAACUGGAAUUACAGGAAACUUUAUCUGUAUGUAACUCGACAGGUGUGUGCACAUGGGAUGAAACAGUACAGGUGCAGUACGUUGAUGUACCUGCAGGUGUACCUAUCAGAAUAUGUAAAAACGUGUCUGAAGCGGGAAUAUUUACAUUGAGGAAAGUUCCUAAAGCAUCGUUUGAGUCCUGCAGUAUGCCUUUCAUCGAAAAUGUGACCGAACUUUUACAAACCGAAAAUAACACAGAUCGUGGAUGCUCCGAGGAUUUGACCCUAGACAUUGGAUCGCAUUUCUUCAUAGUUAAUUCAACGGAUAAUUGCUUGAGAGGGAUGAGAAUUGCUGUAACAAUAAAGAAAAAUCUCUGCUGGCCGUCACAUGGGAAUCAAUCCCGUCUUUGUGGUGGAAAUGGUAAUUGCGUCAUCGAUUCGUCAGAGGAACAUUUCAAAUGUGUGUGCUGUGCAGGAUACACUUCAACAUAUUGUGACAAAACGUAUCAAGAAGUCAUAAAUACAACAGAUGAUAAACCGUCUAACACGUGUCAAUCAUCACCCUGUUCGAACAAUGGCACGUGCGUGGUUGUGGAUAGAAAUUCAUACAUAUGUUUGUGUGCGGAAGGAUACACAGGAGCACAGUGUCACAUCAUAGACCUCUGUACGCCGAAUCCCUGCGCUUUUGGUGUCUGUCAGAUGAAUAACAAUUCCAGACAAUGCUAUUGUACCCCAGGAUACCAUGGGGAACUGUGUGAAAAGGAUUACAACGAAUGUCAAUGCAAACCGUGUCAAAAUGGCGGCCACUGUAUUGACCAACAGGACAGAUAUGAAUGUGUAUGUCCCCGAGGAUACACGGGUACUAACUGUUCCAAAAAGGUAAACCUUUGUAAUCAUAAUCCAUGCAAAAACAAUUCAGCGUGUAUUGAUCUGGGGACCAGUAUCCGAUGUUUGUGUCGGCCAGGGUAUACAGGUCACAACUGUGAAGUAAACAUCAAUGACUGUUCGUCUAAUCCCUGCCUUCAUAUGGGCACGUGUCACGACAGCGUCAAUGGUUACUGGUGCGCGUGCACGGAACCGCACGCAGGCUUCAACUGCGAAUUCACAUUUGAUGUUUUUGCACCUCCGAUGGAAACGGAAAUUACAGAGGACGCAAGUAAAAGCUAUCUCCAUAAUCUGUACAUCGUGGCUGGAACCCUGAUGGGUGCCAUUUGCAUUGUGGUGGCCGUGGUGACCACCUGCUACUGCCGUCUGCAUGAAACUUACAAGAAAAUCAGAUGGAAGAGAUUAAGGUCGUUUGAGUUUAGAACCCCGAAAGGUAGUCUAGAAGUGUCCAGUCUCAACAAGCCGCGCCUGUCUUCCGACGCCAUCAUGGAGGCCACGUCCUUGACCAGAGAUAUGCAGAGUAAUUCGUCCUAUAGCGAUACACUCUCUUCUCGACUGGUUUAGAGAAGGUCCACAUUGGCUUCAUCGUGUUUACGUUCACGGAGAUCGAGACAAAGCAUCUAAACCAUGAUGUAAGCAUAUCAGGGGGUCAUUCAACAUCAUAUUGAAAGCACACUAUUGACCCCGCGUACGACUUAAGAAUUCAACAAAGGACACGAUGUUGACACUUACCGGCCGUAGCGUUAUCUCUAAAUGGUUUAUCUGGAACUAAACCUUUGGAGCAAGGUAUUCUAUGGGAGCCCUACAAUACGCUGCAAAGAAUAAUUGACCCAUGAGGUGUCGAGUAGAUGAAAAAAGAACAUAGUUAAACACAGCGUGCCACCGUAGACUAUUGUGACUGUAGACUUACCCCGGAUCAGUUAGGGACACACUGUAAAAAGACAAUACACGAAGAGCAUAUUAUAUACGUGUGCUUUUGCGAAUGAACUGCAAACAGCAUCUAAGCAGUAUGUUCUGCAGAUAUAUCGCAAAAGUCAUCUAUGUCGUGUCAUCAAAACCGUGUGCACUGUGGAUAUACCGCGAAAAUAACCUAAACUGCGUCUUCUUCAAAUAUAUCGCGAAAGUCAUCCAAACUGUGUGUUCUGCGAAUGUACCGCAAAAAGCAUUUGAACUGCGUGUUCUGCAAGCAUACUGCAAAUGUCUUCUAAACCGUGUGGUCUACGAAUAUACCACUAACAAUUAACAGCUUCAAGGUUGUUUCAGCGAAUGUUCCUUAAAAGUGUAAGAAAGCAGGCAAAGACUUGUUCGAUCUUCACCGAAAUACCGAAGGCAUUCAUCAUUUACGCCAUCAAAAUUAUUGCAUCUAAAAACAUCAUAUAAUACAUUUCGUACAAAUCACCUGUCAAUAGGAUACACGAAAAGAUGUCAUAUGAACUAAUACACCGUGUAUGUCAGUAUGAUCAUCAUCUUAAACAAAUAAAUUUAGAGAACAACAAUAGCUGAACAUCGUCUUUCAGGGAACCUUAUCACUUCUGGUCUAUAUUGGCUGAACGAGACACUUUAUACCAUUUUCGACUUUCUAUGCUAAAUUUGAACCCUGUAUUACUAACAUUGUACUUCCGCCCAUGAUCACGCCAGAGAUAGCACAUAUUGUGCGAAGGAUACCAGUUAUGUGUCCCCUUCAAAGUAGGGGGUUGUCCUCUGUGUUUCAUGCGUAGGGGAUAUUGAAGAAAUCAAAACUGAUGUGCUGCCCACAUUACACGUUUGGGAAAUCUAUCAUUUAUUUUUUCUCCUUACAACCCUUUUAUUUCAGAAGUAUCUCCCCAGACAACCGCCUCCUUAAGACCUCAGCUGUUUCGAGAAGGUCAAUCCCUGACAAAAAAAGUUGUUUACAACGUAAUACUACCAUGCACAUGCACCGUUAUUUAGAUAGCACGCGUAAAUAUAACCACAUCAACAUAUUAUCCUAGAUAUGCUGUAACACACCAUAUAUACAUCGUUACACACUGAGGAUAGACCUUAGUAAUAAAUGGACACUUACUUUGUACUACAAUUAAUACAUGUGUAUUCAUACCACUUACUCAUACAUCUACACAACAUAUAUGGGUACAAUGAAUUGUAAGAACGUCACUCGUGUUACAUAAUUGAUAGCGCAUAAACACAAGCUGAAGAAAGUGUACACAUUUGGACUUGGUGCUAACUAACUGUGAAUUUCCAUAUUUUUGCAAAGACUUACUUGCCUGCAUGUCCUUCACAUUAAUAUUCCCAAACACAGAAACAAAAUCUUCGUUUAAUUUUGUCGGAAGAAAUUUUAAAAUGCAUAUUUAUCUUGCCAAUUAAAUGUAUCGCGCAAAAUUAGAGUACUCCAUAGUAACCAUCUUAUUAAUAUUAGUACAAAGUUAUCUAAUAUCUCGUUGGUUUUGAUCAUGAAAACUUCAUUAUGUAAAGCAAACAUGUGAAUGAUGUACAAAUUUGAUCAUGCCAUGGUGUUUUGACGAUAAUUUGAAUGAAUCAACCAUUUUAUGAUAUUUUAGAAAAAGAACAAUAACCGUAUUGUUUCUAUGUGUGUACGGUUGAGUUGGUGUGGGGUGUGUGGGUGUGAGUGCGAGUACGUCUGUGCCUGUGAGUUUAUAACAAGGCAGCGAACGUUGCAUAUUCUAGAAUUGUUUCUUUUCUUUAUUUUUUGUAUCCUGCCAUUGAAAAGCACUUGCAAAAUGAUAGGUUAUUCAUAAGUUGUUUUAAGUAAUGAAUAGUUUUGUUGUAAAUCGUUGCAUUUGAUCUUUCAUCUGAUGUGGACAGCUUCCCGGAGUGACCAGAUGUUGGGAAAGACAUGAGUUCAGGAAGCAUAAAACGUUCUACAAGAUCAAACAGGAUUUCUGUUUUGUUGCAUUGUGUUGUCGUUUUCCUUGUAAAAUAAAUAGACUUGUUCAAAUGAAUCUGUUAGACUUC